GCGCAACCAGCGCAAGUUGAGCGCAAGGGCCGGAGAAUUUGUUUGUUUACUUUUUGCUUUUUGCUUUGCCCUUGCUGGUUGCUGCACGCCGGGUAUCGGAGAGGAACCUGGCACAGGAGUUGCCCUUUGCCCUAUUGGAACUUUCCCUAUUUGGAAAUUCACACACAAAAGUGAAUAAAUUCCGUGCAUAAGAAAUUAUUUUGCAAAAUGAAGCUUCUAACUCACAACAUGCUCUCUUCGCGAUGCAUAAAAGGAGUCUCCGUUGGUUACCCUCUUAAAAUUCUGGCCAAAAAUGUUAAACUGAUCAACUGUGAUUUUGACUCAGAAUUCACUGUGAGGAUUAUUCAAAAACUAGAUUGGAAUGCUCUCUGGGAGGCUGCAGAAAGUAUUGGUCAUAUCGGAGAUGUUCCUCGAAAUCUCUCAGACGUGGAAGAAUAUGAAAAAAAUGACGAAUUUCUUAAGAAGGUGCACCACAUAGUCUUGGAGGUUGAAGUCAUUGAGGGAGAACUGGAGUGCCCAGAAACUGGCAGAAAAUUCCCAAUUGAGGAUGGUGUACCAAAUAUGCUUUUAAAUGAAGAUGAGGUUUGAAUCCUACUUAAUAAAAUUCAUCAACCCUGGCGGCUGGCGCUGCUUUGAUUCAUUUUAAGUUUUCUUGCAAGCUGAAUAUUAUAUUUCCACACAAAAAAUCCAGAUAUCCAUAAUAUAUAAAAUGCAUUAUGCUCUUUGUUAUGAAUCUAUUGGUAAUAUGUAUUUCAAUUUCAAGUAAAUAAACUCAUAGACACAAAAUAAAUGUUCUAAGUAAAUUUUAAAACAUUUGAAUUUCAUAUCAUCGUUCCCUGUUAAUAUUAAAUAUUUAUAUCUUUCCUAUUAGAAAUAAACUCUUGCAAAAUAAUUAGAGUUAUUUUUUGACAAAUGGCAUGAGUGCUAGGAAAUGGUUAGUCAGUGAUAAUUAUUGUAAGGCUUAUUUAAGAGGUGUUUUAACAAAAGUACAUAUAAAUUUAAAUUUAUACAUUUUUCCAAAACUAUAAAUUUAUUUUUUGUUUACAAAUUUCAUUUAUUUCAUGUGACCUUAUUAUUCAAAAUGUU
Neocloeon triangulifer is the source of this 1086-nucleotide messenger RNA. RefSeq names its product multifunctional methyltransferase subunit TRM112-like protein (gene Trmt112). Gene Ontology annotation, biological process: rRNA (guanine-N7)-methylation; peptidyl-glutamine methylation; tRNA methylation. Bases 208 to 588 code for a protein of 126 amino acids. The transcript has 4 exons. Lineage: Eukaryota; Metazoa; Arthropoda; Insecta; Ephemeroptera; Baetidae. Gene Ontology annotation, molecular function: protein heterodimerization activity. The record is from RefSeq and is a predicted model, not a curated record.